Molecule: messenger RNA, 1135 nt
Organism: Alosa alosa (allis shad)
Lineage: Eukaryota; Metazoa; Chordata; Actinopteri; Clupeiformes; Clupeidae
Product: zinc finger protein 724-like
Biological process (GO): regulation of transcription by RNA polymerase II
Cellular component (GO): nucleus
Molecular function (GO): RNA polymerase II cis-regulatory region sequence-specific DNA binding; DNA-binding transcription activator activity, RNA polymerase II-specific
Source: RefSeq, a predicted model, not a curated record
AUGAGAACUGGCAAAAAGCUGCACACAUGUACCCAGUGUGGAAAAGCUUUUCCACAAAGUUCAACUCUGAAAUUACAUCUGCUAACACACACGGGAGCGAAGCCUCAUAAAUGUGCCGAGUGUGGGAGAGCUUUUUUACGAAUUUAUACUCUGAAAAUCCAUAUGCUAACACACACUGGAGAGAAGCCGCAUACAUGUGUCCAGUGUGGAAAAGCUUUUUCACAAAUUUCAACUCUGAAAAUCCAUAUGCUAACACACACUGGAGAGAAGCCGCAUACAUGUACCCAUUGUGGAAAAGCUUUUACACAUAUGUCAACGCUGGAUAGACAUCUGCUAAGACACACUGGAGAGAAGCCACAUACAUGUGCCCAGUGUGGAAAAGCUUUUUCACAAAUUUCAAAUCUGAAAUUCCAUAUGCUAACACACACUGGAGAGAAGCCUCAUAAAUGUGCUGAGUGUGGGAAAGCUUUUUCACGAAUUCCAGAAUUUAAAGCUCAUAUGUUAAAACACAAAGGAGAGAAGCCUCACAAAUGUGUACAGUGUGGAAAAGCUUUUUUAAACAUUUCAAAACUUAAAUCCCAUAUGCUAAUACACACUGGUGAGACGCCUCAUAAAUGUGCCCAGUGUGGGAAAGGUUUUCAUUCGAUGGCACAUCUUAAAUCCCACAUGUUCAUACACAACGGAGAGAGGCCUCGCAAACGUGUCCAGUGUGGAAGAGCUUUUUCACACAUUUCAACUCUGAAAAGGCACAUGCUUGUACACACUGGUGGGAAGCCUCAUAAAUGUGUCCAGUGUGGGAAAUCUUUUGCACAAAUUCCACAUCUUAAAUCCCAUAUGUUACACGCCAGAGAGAAGCCUCAUGAAUGUGUCCAGUGUGGAAAAGCUUUUUCAAAAAUGUCAACUCUUGAAAGCCACAUGCUUAUACACUAGGGCUGUAAUAUACAUUUACAAAUGUACAAGAGGGAUAAACAUUAGGUGCUGUUUGUCCAGAGUGUUUAUUAUUUUAUGUUGUCUGGUUUAUUAUAAUCAGUGCAUUGUUUUUGCUGAAUAAAACACAGUGAUGGGUUAUCUUUUGCUGAAUAAAACACAGCGAUGGGUUAUCUUGUGUAGGUACAAUUGCUCUUCAAAAAGGGCU